Danio aesculapii is the source of this 1075-nucleotide messenger RNA. It is a transcript of the gene ctsbb, whose product is annotated as cathepsin Bb. The record is from RefSeq and is a predicted model, not a curated record. Bases 56 to 1060 code for a protein of 334 amino acids. Gene Ontology annotation, molecular function: cysteine-type endopeptidase activity. Gene Ontology annotation, biological process: regulation of catalytic activity. The transcript has 11 exons. Lineage: Eukaryota; Metazoa; Chordata; Actinopteri; Cypriniformes; Danionidae. Gene Ontology annotation, cellular component: lysosome.
CUCACGUUAUCACAUUAGUGGAUCUUCAGCUUGAGGAACAGAGGGACAGACUCUAAUGCUCAGAGUGAGGAUGUGGCGUGUGUGUGUCGCGUGUGUGUUUGCACUUCUGUCCGUCACGUGUGCUCGUCCGCAGCUUCCCACACAUGAUGAGAUGAUCAGCUUCAUCAAUGCAGCCAGAAGCACAUGGACGGCGGGUGUCAAUUUUGAGAAUGUGCCAAAUGAGUAUCUGAAAUCUCUAUGUGGGACGGUUCUGAAGGGCCCGAAACUGCCACAUACUGUGAAACACUCCACAAACAUGAAGCUUCCAGACAGUUUUGACCCACGAGACCAGUGGCCUAACUGUAAGACCCUCAGCCAGAUCCGAGACCAGGGGUCCUGUGGCUCCUGCUGGGCGUUCGGUGCAGUGGAGUCCAUCUCUGACCGUAUCUGCAUCCACAGUAAAGGGAAGCAGUCUCCGGAGAUCUCAGCUGAAGAUCUGCUGUCCUGCUGUGAUCAGUGUGGAUUUGGCUGUUCUGGAGGUUUUCCAUCUGAAGCCUGGGAUUAUUGGAGAAGAUCUGGCCUCGUGACUGGAGGACUGUACAACUCAGAUGUGGGCUGCAGGCCGUACUCCAUCGCUCCCUGUGAGCAUCAUGUGAACGGGACUCGACCGCCAUGUUCAGGUGAACAGGACACACCCAAAUGCACAGGAGUUUGUAUCCCAAAAUACAGCAUCCCCUACAAACAGGACAAACACUUCGGCUCUACAGUGUACAACGUCCCGUCCGACCAGCAGCAGAUCAUGACUGAACUUUACACCAACGGCCCAGUAGAGGCGGCGUUUACUGUUUAUGAGGACUUUCCGCUGUAUAAGAGCGGUGUUUAUCAGCACCUCACUGGUUCUGCUCUCGGUGGCCACGCAGUGAAGAUCCUCGGCUGGGGAGAAGAAAACGGGACGCCCUUCUGGCUGGUGGCAAAUUCCUGGAAUUCAGACUGGGGAGACAAUGGUUAUUUUAAGAUCCUGAGAGGCCAUGAUGAAUGUGGGAUUGAGAGUGAGAUGGUGGCUGGACUUCCCAAGCUCUGAACACACACACACACA